CUGUAGGAUCCACUCUUUUACCGGCCUACGUCGUGCUCUGGCAACCUGGAGGCUAAGGUUAGGUAGCUGUUCGCUAUGCUAUUGCUUCAACAUACCUCUAACUAAACACCUUCAAGAUAACGACCACUACUCUUCAGCGCCACCAACGUCUCGUCUCCGCCUUAAUAGCGCAUAACGUAUCACCCACGAUCAUAUCCAGCGACACGCGCAAACACAUCCUUCACAAUGGCGGCGGCCGAAUCGGCGAGGGUCCAGGAAGCGCAGAAGCUCGCCAAGUCUGACCCUCGAAAGGCUGAGGCCAUCUACAAGGACAUCAUCUCCAAGGCUCCCAGCACCACAUCCGAUGCUGCUACUCGCGAGUACGAGACUGCUCUGAUCAGCUUAGGAGAGCUGUAUCGAGACGAGAAGAAUACCCAAGAGUUGGUGACCCUGGUCAAGGAGAGCAGAACGGUCUUCUCUUCUUUCGCAAAGGCCAAGUCAGCAAAGCUUGUCCGCCAACUGCUCGACCUCAUCAAGGAAAUCCCCGAUAGCACCGAUAUCGAAAUCUCCGUCACCAAGGACUGUAUAGAAUGGGCCACCGCCGAGCGCCGCGCGUUUCAGCGACAGGACCUCGAGGUCCGCCUUGUCACUCUCCAGAUGGCAAAGCAAUCCUACUACGAAGCCCUCGGUCUCAUUAACAACCUUCUUCGCGAGCUCAAGCGUCUCGAUGACAAGCUCCGACUCGUCGAAGUCCAGCUCCUCGAGUCGAGAGUUUACCACGCCCUUGGCAACAUCCCCAAGUCCCGUGCCGCUCUUACCAGUGCACGAACAAGCGCCGCCAGCGUAUAUACCCCUCCGAUGCUACAGGCUAACCUCGACAUGCAGAGCGGUAUGCUUCAUGCUGAGGACAAGGACUUCAACACCGCUUUCUCCUACUUCAUUGAGGCUCUCGAUGGCUACCACUCUCAAGAUGAGAGCACCCGAGCUCAGGCUGCUCUUCAGUACAUGCUUCUUUGCAAGAUCAUGCUAAACCUCGUUGACGAUGUCAACAACUUGAUGACUUCCAAGCAAGCCCUGAAGUACGCUGGCAAGAACCUAGAGGCCAUGAAGGCCAUUGCUCGCGCACAUUCGAAUCGAUCAUUGGAGGAGUAUGAGCGAGCACUUUCUUCUUACCGAUAUGAGCUCGGUAGCGACGCUUUCAUCCGCAACCACCUUCGCCGCCUAUAUGAUGCUAUGUUGGAGCAGAACCUCAUCAAAGUCAUCGAGCCUUUCUCACGCGUCGAAAUCGACCACAUUGCCAAGAUGGUUGGCCUUGACACCCAGCAGGUUGAGCGAAAACUGUCUCAGAUGAUCUUGGACAAGGUUAUUAUCGGUGUUUUGGACCAGGGCGCUGGUUGUCUCAUCAUCUUUGACGAGACGCACCGAGAUGAGUCCUAUGAUGCGGCUCUGGCAACAAUCGAGAAACUGAGCAGUGUGGUGGAUGUACUUUACACGAACCAAGCUUCCAUGCUGGAAUAGAUUAGCAAUGAGAGGCACAUUAGUUGUUGUAUGUAAUAUAUCACACGCUUUUAGACCAGGCGUUUCAAGAGGGAACAGAAUCGUCUAUGCUGAGCGGCACAUACAUGCAUUCAUUUGCUUGCACAACCAUAUCUGAAACGAAUAACCAAAACUAUAUAUAUGCUGAUGCCCCCAACAGACUGCGCUGCAAGACAGGGGUAUGUAAUCAUAUGCAAAGAAAGCAUAAAGGAUACAACAAGCGGUAUCUGGUAUCUCCAAACAACAAUAACAGCC
Messenger RNA from Fusarium odoratissimum NRRL 54006, 1770 nucleotides. RefSeq names its product 26S proteasome regulatory subunit N6. The transcript is spliced from 3 exons. The record is from RefSeq and is a predicted model, not a curated record. Gene Ontology annotation, biological process: ubiquitin-dependent protein catabolic process. Lineage: Eukaryota; Fungi; Ascomycota; Sordariomycetes; Hypocreales; Nectriaceae. Bases 226 to 1497 code for a protein of 423 amino acids. Gene Ontology annotation, molecular function: structural molecule activity. Gene Ontology annotation, cellular component: proteasome regulatory particle, lid subcomplex.